Messenger RNA from Aphis gossypii (cotton aphid), 5707 nucleotides. It is a transcript of the gene KCNQ, whose product is annotated as potassium voltage-gated channel subfamily KQT member 1. NCBI's taxonomy places the organism in Eukaryota, Metazoa, Arthropoda, Insecta, Hemiptera, Aphididae. The coding region runs from base 899 to 3148 and encodes 749 amino acids. The transcript has 13 exons. Gene Ontology annotation, molecular function: voltage-gated potassium channel activity. Gene Ontology annotation, cellular component: membrane. The record is from RefSeq and is a predicted model, not a curated record. Gene Ontology annotation, biological process: transmembrane transport; potassium ion transport.
AUACACUGCCACUAUCCGCGCGUACGCACACCACCGACCGACCGAGUCCAUCUCGUCCAUGCCAUUCAGUCGCACAACUGUUGCUCGACCGACCACGCCGUUCGCGCCCCUCCCCCGCAGCGUACGAUCGCCGAAGUCAUCCUAGACGAUCUCGCCGGAGUGAAAAUUUUGUCGCCGCGGAUCGUGAAUUAUUUAAUUUGAAAUAAAAUCUCUAAUACUCGCCGACGCUCCACGUGUCGUCUCGUGUGCUGCAACCGUUGUCGUCAUCGUCGUAGUCGUCUUCGAUACCAUCGUUUCCCUCCGAUUGUCAUCUCCCCGUUGUCGGGUUCUGUCUCGGGAUCGUCUCGACGUGAGUGCGUGAGUUUACCAGUGCGCGAUUCGUUCGUAUCUAUUUUUUUUUUUUUUCUAUAUCACGCCCAAUACGAACCGCAUCUACGCGUUUCUAUGACGCUACGACGAUGAUGCGAUCGACGGCCGGCGAGACGACCGCCGAAGUCACAACGACGACCACGACCACGGUUGUUGUAGCCGUGUACGCGAACCGGAUAAUGCCGAAAUCUCAUUGAACCCGACGCGACGUUUGAGUGCUCAACGUAUACUCAUACGCAUUCGUUGUUCUUGUUAUUGGUUGCUUGACGGAAAAUUAGCUCGUAACUUCACCACUUACAAAAGCGCGCGUCCCGGAGACCGCGUGAACACACCCAUGGUCGUGCUCUGACGGUUUCGCAGUGGCGACUCGCACCCCGACCGCCGCCACCGUCGCCGACGACGACACCACCGCCCCCGACACCGACACCGACACGGGCGCCGACAUGACGUCGCGACACGUCGCCCGCGGACCGUGAGUGUGCCGGCCGGCGUACCGCGCCCAUAAAGCCAUGUGCACGGCGGCCACCGGAUGUUGGCGUGGCCGUUUUGCGUCGACAUGAACCGCGCCGAAGAGGUGCAGCUGUUCCGCAAGUCCAGAGAAGUGUCGCUGAGAAGCAACGGCAGUGGGACGGGCAACUGUGGGGCGAGCGGGUCGCCCGUCGUCGACAGGGUCGCCUCUACCGAACUGAGACAGCUACACCAACAGCAGCAACAGCAACAGCAACAGCAACAGCAGCAGCAACAGCAACAACAGCAACGACCGCGCGUCGGAUGUGGCGGAGUCGGUGGUGGCGGCGGCGGCGGCGGCGGCCAACCGGAAGAGGACGAGCGGCGCCGGCAGCAGCGGUUUGUUGACGGCGGCAAACAGGAAGCCGCACCGGACCAACAGGUCCGGCCGCCGCACCACCACAGACGGAUGCCCAGGUUCGGCGAGGCGCAUCAUCGGCGGGUGCCCACGCCGCUCAAGAAGCGCCGGCAGCCGCGCGAGGACUUCGCCGACCCGCCGACGCCGAGCAGCGACGCCGACGACGCGGCCAUCGUCGAGGUGGUCACCGCCGGCGGUGAUGCCAAACCGGCCGCGCCACCCGGCGUCCCCGACCCGUACUACCCCAUUUACCUGCCCAUUGACCAGGCGUUCAAGGCCAAGUACGUGUUCCACCAGCGGAAGGGCAAGACUUUCCAGGAGAAGGUCUACGUGUUCCUCGAACACCCGUGCGGAUGGAUUUGCUUCAUUUACCACUUCGCUGUGUUCAUGGUCGUAUUGGUGUGCCUGAUAUUCAGUGUGCUAUCAACGAUCGACGAGUAUUCCGGGUUUGCGAACGAAACUCUAUUUUGGAUGGAAAUUUGUCUAGUCGUGUUCUUCGGCGUCGAGUAUAUGAUACGAUUAUGGUCAGCCGGUUGCAGGUCCAAGUACAUGGGCACUUUCGGCAGGUUCCGUUUCGUCCGGAAACCCAUAUGCAUCAUCGAUCUAAUCGUUGUCGUGGCGUCAAUCGUGGUCUUAUCAAUCGGUUCCAAUGGCCAGGUAUUUGCCACAUCAGCGAUUAGAGGCAUUAGGUUUCUACAAAUAUUGAGAAUGCUUCACGUGGACCGUCAAGGUGGUACAUGGCGGCUUCUCGGCUCAGUUGUAUUUAUUCAUAGACAAGAGCUCAUCACUACAUUGUACAUAGGAUUUUUAGGUUUAAUAUUUAGCAGCUACUUUGUUUACCUCGCUGAAAAAGAUGCGGUCAGUAAGGAUGGUAAAUCAAGAAAUGAUUUUUCCAGCUACGCCGACGCACUCUGGUGGGGAGUGAUCACUGUUACGACGAUAGGUUAUGGUGACGCAGUACCUCAGACGUGGAUCGGCAAGAUCGUAGCCUCGUGUUUCAGCGUAUUCGCGAUUUCGUUCUUCGCUUUACCAGCUGGCAUAUUGGGUUCUGGAUUCGCGUUGAAAGUACAGCAAAAACAACGGCAGAAGCAUUUCAACCGACAAAUACCCGCGGCUGCGAUGCUGAUACAAUGCCUGUGGAGGUGCUACGCGGCGGAUAAAUGUUUCAACAGCCAAGCCACUUGGGACAUUUACAUCAAGGAACCGGGACACCAGAAAGACAACUCGUCGUUGAGCAAAUCUUUGAUCAUGCAAGUAGCGAAACGCGCCAGCGUCUUGAAGCGGAAGAGAUCAAAAAGCAAAAUGGACACACCUGGAACGACAAAUAAUAAUAGGGAUUGCCCGCAAGCUCAAACUUUACCCCCACCGCCUAGAAGGGACAGUGACGGCGAAGUCGUCUUCUACAUAGAAGAACCCAAAGCGACUACUCCAAAUCGCGUGAGAAGAGAAGCUAGAGGAUAUGUUAGCCAGACGAGUUCCGUAACGGAAGCUGCCAGCGAUGAAGUCGAUUUGGAAAUGGAACCAGAAAGGGUGACCACGUUAACCGACGUACACAAAAAUGCUAUUCGAGCUAUUAGAAAAAUCAAAUAUUUUGUAGCCAGAAGAAAAUUUCAACAAGCUAGAAAACCAUACGAUGUACGUGAUGUUAUCGAACAAUACAGCCAAGGUCAUUUAAAUAUGAUGGUUCGGAUAAAGGAAUUGCAAAGAAGGUUAGAUCAGACACUCGGAAAGCCAGGCAGCUACUUAGCAGGAAUUGACCGAGCAGGCAAUGUUAAGCCUAUGACAAUUGGUGCUCGUUUGUAUAGGCUAGAACAGCAGCUGUCCAUUAUGGACAAGAAGCUGGACCAGUUGGUGUACCUUUUAAACGUCCAGACGCACAGACAACAAUUUCCGGCUUUAGAAGAACAAGUGUAAACGUUUUAAAAAAUUACCAAGACGUCUCCUUUUCAUAGAUCACCCGACCAAUGUUAUUAUUUUAUUAAAAAACAAAAUUAACUUCUUCUUACAAUCACGCAAAAUUAAUUUAUACACAUAUCCGUUCGACUUAAAAAAGCUUUAUCUGGUAACUAUAUCCUUUCGAUAACGUGGACCACAUUAUUGGUUGUUAAAUGACAAAAACUGUAAUAAUAAUAAUAAUAAUAACAAUAAUAAUACUAUUUAGGCGAAAUUAAAUAUUUUUAUGAAAAACCUUGUCUGAAGCAUUCUUAUGACGGAAUCUAAUUUUAGGCUAAUGCACAAUAAAAUAUAAUAUAUUAUAAUUAUAUAUAAUUAUCGUUAAAUAAAUCUAAAACACUAUUUUUCUAUGUCUAUUUAAUACAAAAAUCGUACUUGAAUUAAUAUUAUAAAUAUAUUUAAAUAUUCUAAUACAAUGUUAAAGUAUAUGCUUUGUCAGUAAUUUAGUGUAAAUCACUUAAAUCAAUAUCUUUCGAAAACACUUUAAUAAAAAAUUUAAUUUAGUUGUUAGAUUUUUUUUAUGUAACGACUGGUGAUUCCUUUAGGCUUAAUUAAUUCGAAUUUUUUACAUUCUUAUGAUUAUAUGGAUAUUAAUAGGUAUGUUGUAGUUGGUAAAAAAAAUUGAGCUUAUAGAUGUUUAGGAAUAGUUUUAAUCUAAUAAUCUGUUAUUUAUUGAAAUUAUAUUUGUAUAUGUGGCAGAGCAUAAAUAUUCUUCACGUGAUUAUUUGAUAGUAAUUCAAAAAGCAAUAAUUAAAAAUAUUUACUCGGUGUUCAAACGAUGAAUAACAAUAACGACGAAUCUAAACCCUUAAUGUAAUCAACAUUUAUCAAGUUUGUUUUUAUUUCACAUUUCGAAAUCGUUUAAUUUCAAAAACUCCUUGUUUUAUAUAAAUCAUAUUUUCUUAUUUUAAUCUGUAAACCGUAUCCUUGAAAAAUUCCUGGCGCGCACAGUGACCAAAAUUAGUUUGCAAAUUAAACAAUCAAGUAUAAGACUAAAAUUAAAACAUAUUAUUUUUUCAUAAUAGAAUACUUUUUUUUCAUUUUCUUUCUUUAUUGGGACCAAUAAACUCCAAUAACAAGGAUAAUUUUAAAACGUUAUAUCAAAAAAUUCUAAAAAAAAAAUAUAUAUAAUAACUAUGAUAAAAGAUAAAAUUGAGUGUACCGUAUUAUUAUGUAUAUUGAAAAAAACAUGUUCUCAUUUCAUUCGAACACCAAUAAUAUCAUAGAAUUUUAAUCAAAUGUUAUAUUAUUAGAUUGUAUAUUAUACAAAUCACAAAAUAAAUAUAACUAUACCUAACUGUUGAGUUUGACAUAUAAAAAUUUAAAUUUAAAUUUAAAAUUGUUCUUCUUGAUUACUAAAUUUUAGUGUAUAGGUUACUAGGUGUAUACUGUAUACUGUAUAGAUAUAACUCAACGGUUUUUCGUUAUUAUCAUUUAUACGACUAUAUGAAAACAACCCGUUUACGUUCAGUUUCGAAUCGGAAUGAGAUAAAUAUAUAAUUUAUUUGUAUGAAAAUUUAAUUUAAUUUACUGGUCCAUUGCUAUAUUAUAUUUCUGUACACUAUAAUAAGACAAUAGGUUAUAUCUAAGUUAUAACUAUUAUUAUUAAAGCAAUAGUUUUUUUUUAUUACCUAUUAAACAAAAUUGUUCUUGUUUCAUACCUGUAUAGUUGUUUCUGAUAUUUUUUUCUAAACAAAUAUUUCACCGAACCUUACAUAUUUUGGUCUAUGAGUUCUUAAAGUUUCUUUACCCAAUCAUAUACUUUAAAUAUUUAUUUAGAUAUCUUAAUCUGUUUACAGAAAAAAUUAAUAAAUAUUGGAGUUAUUUCACAGUCGGCACAUUGCGUUUUAGGCUGAGUAUCAACAGGAAAAAACUUUAUAAGAACACUAUUACAUUCUCACGUUUUUCACUUUAUACUUUUAUUUUUUUUUUCUAAAAAUAUUUUCUCGUGGAUUGAAUAUAAUAAAAUCCAAACAUUUUUUUUUAUUUUAAAUUUUUAAAGACAUCUUACUGAAUAGUGGGUAUUCGAUUUGUUAUAAAUUGACCAAUGCAUAAUAUUGGGAAAACAUUUUGUAAAGCAAUCUCUAAUCUUGGGUCUAAAUAAGUGCCUUUUAAACACAGUUAGUAAUAAUGUUAUUAGUUUAACCUUACAAUGUGGUUAUAAUAAUAAAUUUCAUUUUUUUUUCUGGACGUAUGUCUUCUAAAUUAUAUAUAUAAUGUUCGUUUAAUCAAUACGACAAAAAUAAAUCAUAACGAGUAUUAUAAACUAUACCUUUUUGUAGUACGUACGACCUAUUUCUACCACAUCAUGAAUGUAUUUUUUAUUUCAAUCUAUAAAAACGAUAAUCAUUAAUCAAUAUUAUGAUGAUCAGUUCGUAUAUUACCUACAUAGGUUGAGGUAGUAGAAGUAUUAUAAUGUAGGUAGUAAUAUUUAGAUAACAAUUUCAAUUGUAUUAACGAAUUUUCUCAUUUACAGGUACUAGACUAAUAAAAAUAAUAAAAAAAAAAUGGAAAAAAAAA